Messenger RNA from Setaria italica (foxtail millet), 1263 nucleotides. Its product is annotated as 3-deoxy-manno-octulosonate cytidylyltransferase. Lineage: Eukaryota; Viridiplantae; Streptophyta; Magnoliopsida; Poales; Poaceae. Gene Ontology annotation, molecular function: 3-deoxy-manno-octulosonate cytidylyltransferase activity. The transcript is spliced from 8 exons. Gene Ontology annotation, cellular component: cytosol. Bases 85 to 978 code for a protein of 297 amino acids. The record is from RefSeq and is a predicted model, not a curated record.
UAACGCAGUCGUACGGUGGUCUAAGCGUGUCAGUGUCUGUCGAGAGCUCCGCGCGCGGAUCCAGGCGACCGUACCGACGCUGCGAUGCCGAUCUGCGCGCCGUCAUCGGACUCCUCGGCCUCAUCGGCGUCGGGUGGCCGCGCGUGGAUAGUCCACGGGCUGGCGCUCGGCGCGGCGGCUGCGGCUGCGGCUGCCGCGGCGUACCUGUACCGCCGGCCGAGCGGAUUCCGCAGCCGCGCGGUGGGGAUCAUACCCGCGCGCUUCGCCUCCUCGCGCUUCGAGGGCAAGCCGCUCGCGCACAUCCUCGGCAAGCCCAUGAUCCAGAGAACAUGGGAAAGAGUUAUGUUAGCUUCUUCCUUGGACCAUGUUGUUGUGGCAACCGAUGAUGAGAGAAUUGCAGAUUGUUGUCGAGGAUUUGGAGCUGAUGUUAUAAUGACAUCAGAAUCAUGCAGAAAUGGAUCUGAACGCUGCUGUGAGGCACUUCAAAAGCUUGGGAAACGUUAUGAUAUUGUUGUCAAUAUUCAAGGCGAUGAGCCUCUUAUUGAACCAGAGAUAAUAGAUGGUGUCGUUAUGGCACUGCAGCGAGCUCCUGAUGCAGUCUUCAGUACAGCUGUUACUUCACUGAAACCUGAAGAUGCAUCUGACACAAAUCGAGUAAAGUGUGUUGUGGAUAAUCAGGGCUAUGCAAUCUACUUUUCAAGAGGGCUGAUACCAUCCAACAAAUCAGGGAAAGUCAAUCCUAAUUAUCCAUAUCUUCUUCACCUUGGAAUCUCGGGCUUUGAUUCAAAGUUCUUGAUGAUCUAUCCGGAACUUUCACCAACACCUUUACAACUGGAAGAGGACCUAGAGCAACUUAAAGUUCUUGAAAACGGCUAUAGGAUGAAGGUGAUCAAAGUGGACCAUGAUGCCCAUGGUGUGGAUGCACCUGAGGAUGUUGAGAAAAUCGAAGAACUGAUGCGAGCCAGAAACAUUCAGUAGAAAAUGAAGAGAGUAUCUGCUUUGCGUUGCCAUCGGCUAGGCUCACUGGGAGACUUUGGGCUGUGCUGCACCCUUGUCUGCAGAUAGCAUGGUAGUAGCAUGCAAACCUGCUGAGUUGAUCAGUUUGGAGCUGUUCGGUUAGCUGUUCUUAUUCGUGCCCCUUUUUCGAGACCCACAGGCCCCUGUAUUUAAUACUUGCAUGACUUGUUUCGUUGUAGACUGGUGUAGUGGUGUAGCACGGCCUCUUAAGGCAUAAUAUCAGAUAUUUCAAUUCACUCCUGACUC